Molecule: messenger RNA, 948 nt
Organism: Sorex araneus (European shrew)
Lineage: Eukaryota; Metazoa; Chordata; Mammalia; Eulipotyphla; Soricidae
Product: olfactory receptor 7A17-like
Exons: 1
Coding region: 1-948 (315 amino acids)
Biological process (GO): G protein-coupled receptor signaling pathway
Cellular component (GO): membrane
Molecular function (GO): olfactory receptor activity; G protein-coupled receptor activity
Source: RefSeq, a predicted model, not a curated record
AUGGAACAAAGGAACUUCACAAGAAUUACAGAAUUUGUCCUUCUAGGAUUUUCUGAGGAACCAGACGUGCAACCAUUCUUAUUUGGACUCUUCUUGUCCACGUACCUGAUCACUGUGCUGGGGAACCUGCUAAUCAUCCUGGCAGUCAUCUCAGACCCCAACCUACACAUGCCCAUGUACUUCUUCCUGUCCAACCUAUCCUUUGUGGACAUCUGUUCCAUCUCCACCACCAUCCCCAAGAUGCUGCAGAAUAUCCAGACACACAGUAAAUUUAUCUCCUAUGAAGCCUGCCUGACACAGAUGUCAUUUUUCUUGCUCUUCGCAGGACUGGAGAACUUCCUGUUGACUGUGAUGGCCUAUGACCGCUUUGUGGCCAUUUGUCACCCCCUGCACUACACCGUCAUCAUGAACCCCCGACUCUGUGGGCUGCUGGUUCCGGUGUGCUGGGUCUCAAGUUCAUUACAUUCCUUGCUCGAAACCUCAAUGGUGUUGCAGUUAUCCUUCUGUUCUGACAUUGAAAUACCCCAGUUUUUCUGUGAUCUCAAAGAGGUUGUCCAAGUUGCCUGCUCUGACACCUUUGCUAAUGACUUGGUGAUGUAUUUAGUAUCUGUGUUCCUGGCUGGGGGUCCUUUGGCUGGAAUCUUUUACUCUUACACUAAAAUACUCUCUUCCAUUCAUAGAAUCUCAUCUGCUCAGGGAAAGUAUAAAGCACUUUCCACUUGUGCAUCUCACCUCUCUGUGGUCUCCUUAUUUUAUUGUUCAGCCAUCGGUGUGUACCUGAGCUCUGCUGGUGCCCACAGCUCACACUCCAGUGCAAUAGCCUCGGUGAUGUACACAGUGGUCACCCCCAUGCUGAACCCCUUCAUCUACAGUCUCAGGAACAAAGACCUCAAGAGGGCUCUGAAAAUUCUGUUUGGGUCUGAAACCAAAAGAGGCUUGGAGUCAUAG